Messenger RNA from Myxocyprinus asiaticus (Chinese sucker), 2150 nucleotides. Its product is annotated as cysteine and glycine-rich protein 1. NCBI's taxonomy places the organism in Eukaryota, Metazoa, Chordata, Actinopteri, Cypriniformes, Catostomidae. Bases 281 to 907 code for a protein of 208 amino acids. Gene Ontology annotation, molecular function: actinin binding; structural constituent of muscle. Gene Ontology annotation, biological process: muscle tissue development; sarcomere organization. Gene Ontology annotation, cellular component: cytoplasm; Z disc; nucleus. The record is from RefSeq and is a predicted model, not a curated record. The transcript has 6 exons.
UUGACACACUUCCCUCACGGCCCCACCCCAGAGCUCCUGUGCUUUAUUUUUACACAGAGCCUUCCACCAUUAUAUGUGUUAGAACAGAAGAAGCUGUUCCUGUCCCCACAUCUGGAAUUUUGUUGAGCUUCUGUCCAUACUCACAUACCUACCAGAGAACAUCACUUCAGAUGCCACACGACAACUUACAUUGAUUGAUGCCACAGUAAAAACAUGAGUGGAGCGUUUUUUGCCACUUCGACUUCGUGACCAAUGACCGGCGGCUGAGAUCCGGCUCGGGAUGCCUCUUGGAGGAGGAAACAAAUGUGGCUGCUGUCAGAAAACUGUGUACUUUGCAGAGGAGGUGCAGUGUGAAGGGAAGAGCUUCCACAGAUCCUGCUUCCUGUGCAUGGUGUGCAGAAAAAAUCUAGACAGCACUACUGUGGCCGUCCAUGAGGAUGAGAUCUACUGCAAGGCUUGUUAUGGUAAAAAAUAUGGGCCCAAAGGCUAUGGCUAUGGCGCUGGUGCAGGGACUCUGAGCAUGGACAAAGGAGAGUCGCUGGGCAUUAAAGCUGAGGAGCCUCAAUCACACCGGCCAACCAACAACCCCAACACAUCCAAGUUUGCUCAAAAGUUUGGUGGCUCUGAUGCUUGUCCGCGAUGUCGUAAGGCCGUCUAUGCGGCUGAGAAAGUCAUAGGGGCAGGAAGUGCUUGGCACAAGGGUUGUUUUCGAUGUGCUAAGUGUGGUAAGGGGCUGGAGUCCACAACUUUGGCCGACAAGGAUGGUGAAAUCUACUGCAAAGGCAGAGUAUUCAGUGUUAUCCUAUCACCUUUUCAAUUGCAAUUUAAACCACCCAGAACAACUUACUGUGGCAUCAUUGUGGCAAAUUUUGCAUGGGCAAGUGUAAUGGAGCCAGCUGUUCCUUGAUAGCUGUGCGGUAUGUGUAAACCUCACUCCCCUGGCCUCAAGAGGCACACUAGUGACUGACGCUAGGGGCUGUAGAAUUUAGCCUCUUUGUUAGCGUGUCCGCCUGCAAUGCCGGCUGAAGCUGGUUCGAAUCCCACUCUGAGCGGGUCAAGCAGGACCAGCUACAGUGGUGCCGUGACCUGGAUAGGAGUGAGGUAACGGGAGCCAGCUGGUACGUGAUAGCUGUGCGGUAUGUGUAAACCCCACUCCCUUGGCCUUAUGAGGCGCACUAGCGACUGAUGCUGGGGGCUGUAGCCUUUAGUCUCCUAGUUAGCGUGCCUGCCUCCCAUGCUGGCGACACCAGUUCAAAUGCCGCUAGGAGCAGUUCGAGCAGGACUGAUUACAAGCACCACUCACGUUUUCUUCAUAAAACAAAAAAUGUCUUUAUCAUUGUCAUUCUUUGUCUGAUUGUCAAUGUAUUAACUCAUUUUGUGUUUUGCACAGGUUGCUAUGCCAAAAACUUUGGGCCGAAGGGUUUUGGAUACGGUCAAGGAGCUGGAGCACUGUCACACACUCAAUAGACACCAAAACACAACUUACCCCACAUCCCUUAUUCAUGAGCAUCUGUAUAAGCACCUGAACACUUCCUCCUUGUUUGCAUGUGCAGGGGCGAGUGAGUGCAUGCCAUUGUCUUCGAACAGGAAACUGUCAAAAAGGAAACCUGAGUCCAGAUGCUUCUGUCUCAAUCAUAAAUGAGACAACACAUUCCGCAUUCCAAAAACAUAAUUUCAUUUUCUUGAACCCAUAAACAUCCAUUCAUUACCAAACACUUGGAAGAACAUCAACUAUGUAAACAAAGCAUGGGAUUAACCCAUAAUCUACUCACCUGUGGUGAUCACACAGAUUUAAUGGAACUUGAGCUGUAUGGCAAUAUCACUGUUCCUCUGUUUGAUGUCCUGACUGUUCCGUAUAAUGGAUCAACAUGCCAGUUUACUAAAUUCAUGCUUGUUUGAGCUUAAUCGCUGUAAAGAAUGUUCCCUUUAGCUCUAUUCAAAGCAUGCAAGAUUCACAUAUCUUGGCUUAAGAUGCACUAUAGCUAAAGUGGCCCCAUAGAAUUAAGACACGUCUGAAUGUCAUUGCCUUAGAUAACAAAACAUGAAAUCAAGUGGGAUUUAAGAGAGAUAGCACAUUGUUCAAGCAGAACAUUUCAUAAACAGUGGUUUGGUAGGUUUUCAAUAAUCAUAAUAAAAAAAUAUAUACUUUU